Molecule: messenger RNA, 198 nt
Organism: Entrophospora candida
Lineage: Eukaryota; Fungi; Glomeromycota; Glomeromycetes; Entrophosporales; Entrophosporaceae
Source: the annotation of a GenBank genome assembly
AUGUCUCAACAUUUUGGAAUGCGACUUAAAAAUAUUAUCAAAGCUGCAUCAUUUAUUGAGCUUAAAGCAAUGUUUCCAAAAGAUAGAGAUGUCUUUGAUUUUAUGCUUCGUCCGCCUAAUGUCGAUACACCUAUUGUUGAUAGUCCUAUUUUAAAUAUUCCAGAAGAAAAAAUAAUGGAACUAUUGAAUCUGAAAUAG